Penaeus monodon (black tiger shrimp) is the source of this 2418-nucleotide messenger RNA. Its product is annotated as proline-rich protein 36-like. NCBI's taxonomy places the organism in Eukaryota, Metazoa, Arthropoda, Malacostraca, Decapoda, Penaeidae. Bases 1 to 2418 code for a protein of 805 amino acids. The transcript is spliced from 4 exons. The record is from RefSeq and is a predicted model, not a curated record.
AUGUACGAACUUCCUGCAUGCACAAACGGCUAUGUUGCUAUUUUGACCGUCCCUGCCCUUCGCAUUAACUCUGUUAGCGUGCAUUAUGACGUCAAUUGGCACUUUCGCGAAGACCAGCCCUCCCCCUUUACCCGGGUUUUUGGGCCGGCACUGUGGCUUGUGCCCCCCUUUCCCGGGUUUAAAAAAGGGCUCGUCCCCGGGGUCGUCCUCGGCAUCCCUCCCCCGGGGUCGUCCCCCGGGGUCGUCCUCGUCCUCGCGUCCCUCGUCCUCCGGCGUCCUCGCGUCGUCCUCGGCGUCGUCCUCGGGGUCGUCCUCCCUCCUCGGGGGUCCUCGGCCCUCGGGCCUCGGCGUCGUUCCCCGGGGGUUUCCCUUGGGUUUUCCCUCGUCGUCGUCCCCCGCGUCCGUCCGUCGUCCCUCGUCAUCGUCCCUCGUCGUGUCGUCCCCCGUUUGUCGUCGUCGUCCCCCCUUUGGCGGCCCGGCGUCGUCGUCGUCGUCGGGGCCCCCCGGGGGUCCGUCCUCGGGGUUUGUCCCGUCCCCCGGCGUCGUCGUCCCCGGCUCGUCCUUUGGCGUCCCUCCUCGGCGUCCGUCCUCGGCGUCGUCCUCGUCCUCGGCGUCGUCCUCGUCGUCGCCUCGGCGUCGUCCUCGGCGUCGUCGUCGGCGUCGUCCUCGGCCCUCGUCCUCGGCAUCGUCCCCCGUCCUCGGCGUCGUCGUCCUCCCGGGGUCGUCCCCGCGUCUUUCCCCGGCGUCGUCCUUGUCCUCCCGGGGUCGCCUCGUCGUCGUCCCCCGGGGUCGUCCUCGUCGUCGUCGUCAUCGUCGUCUCGGGGCGUCGUCCCCCGUCGUCGGGCGUCGUCCCCCGUCGUCGCGUCCUCGGCGUCGUCGUCGUCGUUUGUCGUCGUCCCUCUCGUCGUCGUCGCCCUCCUCUUUUGUCUCGUCGUCGUCGUCGUGUCGUCGUCCCUGGCGUCUCGUCGUCGUCCCUCGUCCCUCGUCUCGUCGUCGUCCCUGUCCUCGUCGCCCCCGUCGUCGUCGUCGUCGUCGUCGCCCCCGUCGUCCCUCGUCGUCGUCUUUGUUCCCUCGUCGUCUCUUUGUCGGCGUCGGCGUCGUCGUCCGUCGGGGUCGGGCCCGUGGCGUCGUCGUCGUCGUCGUCCUCGGCGUCUCGUCCUCGGCGUCGUCGUCCCGGCGUCGUCGUCGUCGUCGUCGUCCUCGGGCGUCUUCCGUCGCGUCGUCGUUUGUCGUCCCUCCCCCGUCUUUGUCGUCGGGCGUCGUCCCUCGCCCUCGUCGGGCGUCGUCGGCGUCCCUCGUCGUCCUCCUCGGCGUCCGUCGUCGUCGCCCUCGGGGGGUCGUCGCGUCCCUCCGUCCGGCGUCGUCCGGAAUCAAGUCGUCCCCCGGCGUCGUCCUCGGCCCCCCUUGGCGGUCGUCCCCGGGCGUCGUCCCCCCGGCUCGGCCCCGCUCGUCCCCGCGUCCCUCGUCCCCCGGCGUCGUCGUCCUCGGCGUCGUCCCCGUCGUCGUCCCCGGCGUCGUCCCCCGUUCGUCCCGGCGUCCCUCGGUCCCCUCGGGUCGUCCUCCCCGGGGUCGUCCUCCUCCCGGGGUCGUGUUUCCCCGCCCCGUCGUCCUCGCCUCGGCGUCCCCCCCCCCGUCGUCGUCCCCGGGGGUCGUCCUGGGGUCUCCUCCUCCCUUCGUGUUGGUCCCUCGGCCCCCCGGCGUCCCUCCUCCCGUCGUCCUCGGGGUCGUCGUUCCCCCGGCUCGUCGUCCCCCCCGGCGGGCGUCGUCCCCGGGGUCGUCGUCCCCCGGCGUCGUGUCCCCGUCGUCGUCCCCGGCGUCGUCGUCCCCGGCGUCGUCGUCCCCGGCGUCGUCGUCCCCGGCGUCGUCGUCCCCGGCGUCGUCGUCCCGGCGUCGUCGUCCCGGCGUCGUCGUCCCCCGUCGGGCGUCCCCCCCGGGGUCGUCUCCUCGGGGCGUCCCGUCCCCGGGCCUCGGGCGUCGUCCUCGGCGUCGCCCCUGGUCCGUUUGACGUCCCCCCGGCUCGUCCUCCCGGCUCGUCCCGGUCCCCCUCGUCGUCCCCCGGGCUUUGUCCUCGGCUCGUCUCCCGGCCCCCUGUCCCCGGGCUCGUCCCCCCGGGGUCGUCCCCGGGCUCGUCCCCCGCUCGUCCCUUUGGCUCGUCCCGGCGUCGUCGUCCCCCCUUCCUUCCCCUGGGCCCCGCGGCUCGUUCCCCCGGGGGUGCCCCGGGCUUGCCCCCCUCCUCUCCUGGGGUCGGUCCUCGGCCUCGUUUUGGAUACCCAUCCUGAAGCAACUGUUGCCUUGAAGAACAUCGUCUUCCGCAAUGUUACAGAGUUGAAACAAAACAUCCACAAAUGCGUUUAUUAUAUGACACUGAGAAUAUUGCGAGUACGCAGAGUAUGGAACUUGCUAAGAGCCAAGAUGUAA